AUGGAGUCAACAACUUUGUCAGAAGAGAUGACCAAUCAAGAUUCCUCUACCUUAACAAAGAACAGUACGACUAGCAAAACUAUUCUUGACGUCAACGAGCCGAAUUGCUCCCCUGGAAAACCUCCUGAUGCUCUGCCAGACACUGUAAAAUCGAUGUCUUUGGAUCAGAUAGAUGUUGAAACUCAAGAAUGCCGUACUUCAGCCGCGACUAAUACAACCUGCAAAGCCACCUCCAAUAAGGAUAACAUGAACGAUUCAACUGGUGAACCUCCUCGAGCUCUACAAGAUAUAACUGAAUCGAAUCCUUUGAACGAAACAAAGAUCACAAACGAGGCCAAAUCUGAGUCACCCACUCCCAAUGCAACUAGAGAGCCUGUGCUUGAUCGUGUCAAUCUCAACAACUUCGCCAUAGAAAACUCUAAAGCUCCUAAUUGUACGAUUGAGUCAACUUCCUCAAGAAUCACAAAUCAUACAAAUUCUACAUCAGCAAUCACCAACAGUACUGGCGAAGAGCAUCCAUCGUUCAUAUUGCCCCACCUUGCAUUACAACUCAACAAAGCGCAGGAACACCUAUCUAAUUCAAACUCUUCCGAUCUUGGAAUUCAAGACUUCAAUCAUGAUUCCCAGCCAGAGUUGCCUGCUCAGACUCAAGACAUCAAUAUACGCGCAGCCACUUCCAAAGAUAGCAAUCAACCUGAUGAAGAUAAUCAAACUAGUCAACAAAUGUUUCUACCAGCUCUUGAAUCCUCCUCAAAUAACGAAUUGGUAUCUCCUACCUCCGCUUCAACAGAUUCUCUAUCCUUUUUGAGUGCGAUGAUAUCCCUAUCUCAAGCUCUCACAAGUAAUCAGCCUAAUUCAGCUUCCAUGAUUAUUGAAGAAGCGGAUGUCUUAGAGAUGGAACAUUCAAAAUAUUUAAAAGACUCGACUGUCCAGCUUCAGCAGAAGAGAGGCCUUUCCCCAACGGCGUCUAGCGAUUUGAGCAAUACCCGAAGAAAAAUAGAAAGCUCUGCCACUUCUUCAACUGAUAAACCAGAAGACAAUGUUCCACUUCUAAAUUCUCAUAAGAGACACCUGUCUCCUGUACUCUCUACUACUACGAGGAUGGUUCAAUCUCGUCUACAAACUCCUGAUACUGAGAUUACCACGGACAAAAAGCCCUUGUGGACAUCGACUACAAUACCUGUUUAUUCUGAACUCAUUGCAGCUCUUGAAAAAGCGAAGAGGUCAGAUUGUUUAACAACACCAAUGAUAGAGGAACUUGAGAGAUUGAAUUCUCGAUGUAAAAAGACAGGGAAUGCCAUAAUAAAGAAGGGACCUUUACCCGUUGAAGAGAGCGCUAUUGUUGUACUGGAUGACAAUGACGAGGAUUUACAAGCCAAAUACGGCUUUUCAUUCGAGCUCUCCGAUUCUGAUACAAUGGAGUUUUGUGCCAAAACCCAUCAAAAUCCCGACUUGACACCUAGCAAAAGCCAAAACUUGAUCUCUCCCGAAAAAAGCAAAACACUGCCCACCAAUGAACGAGACAAUCAGCAGCAGAACAAUAAUGCAAGCUAUUCUCAUAUGGACGCACUUACAGGCAAAAGAGAGGAUAGCAACAUGGAGAGAGUCCUCGAAUCCACUCCAAAAUCGCCCAACCGAAUUUAUGUUCCUGAAGAAAUUGAAACUUUUGGUCAAUAUCCUGAUUCUCGCGAUGAAGGGGUCAACUUGAUUCCUCCCAACGUACAAUCUAGGCAGUCUGAGACCUCAUCCAACAAAUCAAAGUCGGCAACUGUUGUCAGCCAAUCCACUCAAUCUGAAAAAGACACCACAGAUCCCGAUUCCACUCUGACUUCCAUCCAAUCAACCGAAUCUGAAUGUGUAAUGAACCAAUUUGAUUCACUUCUGACCGCAAAUCAAAACACCGAUGUUGAAAAGCAAACAGAAAACUCAGCUUCGGUUCCUGUUGUCAAUCGAUCGCCCAACUCCUCAACAGUAAAGGAAGUUCCACAUUCAACCCCCGAUGUAGUUCAAUCAGCCGAGUCUGAAAUGGAAACUGAUAAAUCCCAUUUGGCUCCUAUUGUACAUCAAUCUUCUGAGCCCAAAGCGGUUGACCAAUCCAAGCAUAGUGGCGAAAUAAAUAAUCUGAAGGAAGGUAACAUCAAUUCCAGGACUCUGAGGACCAGGAAACAAACACUUACAGCGGUUGUGAUUCCCAAAUACACCAAUAGUAGUAAAGAAUUGAAGUCUUCAACACUCAAGAAAGAGAAAGAAGUGGCAGUCUUCAACUUCAAGUUUUUCAUAGGUUCGGAUGAGAUCGAGAAGCAGCUUAUUGAACUCUUGGUGCCGUACAAUGGAAAAAAAAAAACCAGUAAGGGUGCAAAGCUUGUUGCAUGGGAAGCUUUGACUUCUUUACUAGAACGAAGACGGGUGGGGGAACCAUUGGAUCAGGAAUUCUUAGAUUCCAUUGAUAAUGGUACAGACAGUGUGGUGAUCAGGACCGAGUUUAAUGCUCAGACCUGGUUUGAAGCCAUACAACAUGCGAUGCCUAAUCUUUUCAAUUCUCACUCGGGCGAGCCUUCUUACUCAGUUGGGCUUUUCAACACUACCCAAUUGAAGAAGGAAUCAUUCUCGGACAAAGUUCCUGAGUGUGUACCACCCCUUUGGCAUCACACUUACCGAUCAAUUCGAAUGUCUAUUCGACCAUCACCAACAAAAGUUACUGGCUUCCUCAAGAUAUUAUUAGAUUCUGUUAUUCUUACCGGGAAAACUUUCUUCAAAGAACCUCCUCCGUCAGAAACAGAAAAGGCCAAGACGGGAAUCGAAGCAGUUUGCCAGGCUAUCACGUGGCUCAAUUCACAGAAGUCUACAAAAGCAACUAAUUCAAAGACUGUGCGGCUUCUUGAUACAAACAACCUCGAACCUCUGGUUGACAUCGGACUCAUACAACAAUGGCGGGAUCUGUUCAUCAAGGUGCUGUAUGCAUAUGUGGUUCAAUACUUAGAAGCCAAGUAUAUAUUGAAUGAAGAUGCACGACCUGAAGACAAAGAAAUUGCACUCAGCUUCAAAAAAGAAUGGAAAGGGGAUUCUGUCAAGGCUCCGACCCUUGGAUAUCUCGUGAUGUUUGCUUGUUGUGGGAUUCGUGGUUUGAUUUGCUGCUCAGGUGAUAUAAACAUUGCGCCGGCUGGUCAAAUGCUCAGCUUUACAGUUCUUUCAGAGUGGCUUUGCAAGCAAAAACCGGAUUUCGAAGUGAAAGAGCCUGUCUUCAAACGUAGCAAUCAAAUGCUGAUGCGGCUGAUGGAUGGUCUCUUUGAUGAUGCAGGCCACUUUAUAAGACCUGAAAUUACUUGGUACGAGGUUUCCAAGAACCUUUGUUUUGACUAUCUCUCACACUGGUUCCUUGAGGCUGGAGAUCUAUCAAAAGGCAAAAGCCUGGUUUUUCCAAAAUCAAGUGUAUUUUCUGGGAAGGAUCGAACCAUAACCUUUCCACGAUAA
Molecule: messenger RNA, 3471 nt
Organism: Melampsora larici-populina 98AG31
Lineage: Eukaryota; Fungi; Basidiomycota; Pucciniomycetes; Pucciniales; Melampsoraceae
Exons: 5
Coding region: 1-3471 (1156 amino acids)
Source: RefSeq, a predicted model, not a curated record